Messenger RNA from Aspergillus affinis, 576 nucleotides. Its product is annotated as copper transporter family protein. Gene Ontology annotation, molecular function: copper ion transmembrane transporter activity. The transcript is spliced from 2 exons. Bases 1 to 576 code for a protein of 191 amino acids. Gene Ontology annotation, biological process: intracellular copper ion homeostasis; copper ion transmembrane transport. Gene Ontology annotation, cellular component: plasma membrane. The record is from RefSeq and is a predicted model, not a curated record. NCBI's taxonomy places the organism in Eukaryota, Fungi, Ascomycota, Eurotiomycetes, Eurotiales, Aspergillaceae.
AUGGAUAUGAGCAACAUGGACCAUUCGGGCAGUUCGAGCUCGUCGUCGUCAUCCUCCAGCAUGUCGAUGGCCAUGGUUUUUGUCAACGCCCAUGACACGCCUCUCUUCGCCAAUAACUGGACCCCCUCGUCCAGCGGCUCGUACGCCGGCACCUGCAUCUUCCUCAUCGUCUUGUCGAUCAUCGGCCGCCUGCUGGUGGCAUUCAAGGCCGUCAUGGAGACCCAUUGGCUCAACACGCACCUCAACCGUCGCUAUGUCACUAUUGCCGGCAAGACGCCAGAAGUCGGUCGCAUUGAUUCCGACCCCGAAACAAAAACAGCCUCCCUCGUCACGGCGCAGGGCGUCGAAGAGUCCGUCCGGGUGGUGCGGCGGGUUGCGCGUGAGCCCAUCCCGUGGAGAUUCAGUGUGGAUCUACCGCGGGCUUUUCUGUUCCUUGUCAUUACGGGUGUAUCAUACCUCCUCAUGUUGGCCGUAAUGACCAUGAACGUCGGAUAUUUCUGCUCCGUUCUCGCGGGCGCGUUUCUCGGAGAACUCGCAGUCGGACGCUACAUUCAGUUCAACGAGCACGGACAUUGA